Messenger RNA from Marmota monax (woodchuck), 960 nucleotides. RefSeq names its product mas-related G-protein coupled receptor member X1-like. Gene Ontology annotation, biological process: G protein-coupled receptor signaling pathway. The record is from RefSeq and is a predicted model, not a curated record. Gene Ontology annotation, molecular function: G protein-coupled receptor activity. Lineage: Eukaryota; Metazoa; Chordata; Mammalia; Rodentia; Sciuridae. The coding region runs from base 1 to 960 and encodes 319 amino acids. The transcript has a single exon. Gene Ontology annotation, cellular component: membrane.
AUGACAGAAGCCACACCAACCAGUGAAAGUUAUGUGGACCAUCCUCCAAUCUGUGACAUUGAUAGUCUGCCUCCAAAAGCAUUGAUCUUCACCAUUUCCCUGGUUGGGCUGACUGGAAAUGCAUCUGUCAUCUGGUUUUUGGGUUUACGCAUGCGCAGAAAUGCCUUUUACACCUACAUCCUAAACCUGGCUGUGGCUGACUUCCUCUAUCUCUGCUUCCAUAUCGCUGAUGUCCUGCUGGAAGUCAUCAGAAUCAUCCUUCCCAUCCACAUCCCUACAUAUGGCAUCAUACGAACUGGGGCAAUCAUUUUCUACAUUGCAGGCCUGAGCAUGCUAAGCACUAUUAGCACUGAGCGCUGCCUGUCAGUCCUGUGGCCCAUUUGGUACCACUGCCAUCGACCAAGACACACAUCCGCUAUCAUGUGUGCCCUGCUCUGGUGCCUGUCCAUAGUUCUGAGUACCAUGGAGAUAGUGUGCUUUUUUCAUUUCAAUGAAGCAAUAGAUCAGUGUAAAAAUGUUGAAUUUACUAUAGCUGCAUGGCUAGUUCUUUUAUUUGUGAUUCUCUCAGUGUCUAGCCUGUCCCUGCUGGGUAGGAUGCUCUGUGGAUCCCAGAAGAAGCCUCUUAACAGGCUGUUUGUUACCAUUAUGCUCACAGUAUUGGUUUUCCUCUUCUGUGGUCUGCCUUUUGGUGUCUUUUUUUUCCUGUAUUACUGGAUUGACAAUAAUUACCAUGUACGUUUUUGCCUUUAUCUGGUUUCAAUCAUUUUGUCCAAUGUUAACAGCUCUACCAAUCCCAUUAUUUACUUCUUUGUUGGCUCCUAUAGGCAGCGGGCACAGGGGUGGAACCUCAAGCUGGUGCUUGAGCGGGCUCUGCAGGACACUCCUGAGGAGGGUGAAUGUGGAGGCAGCCUUCCUCAGGGAACCCUGGAGACAUCAGAAGGCAGAGUGGAGCAGGGAUGA